This is a messenger RNA of Ascoidea rubescens DSM 1968, 1873 nucleotides long. RefSeq names its product Dlt1p (gene DLT1). The record is from RefSeq and is a predicted model, not a curated record. The transcript has a single exon. Bases 291 to 1676 code for a protein of 461 amino acids. Lineage: Eukaryota; Fungi; Ascomycota; Saccharomycetes; Ascoideales; Ascoideaceae.
AGUCAUAUAGUCAUAUAAUCACAUAGUCUCUGGCAGUAUUUGGUUAUUUUCUAAUCCUUUAGCAAUCCUUUAAUAAUGUUAUUUAUUCAAGUUGUGGCUAACAUUGAAAUGCUCCGCUUGGUACUAAUUGGGUAAUUUUUGUAAAGCUUACAACAGGCGGUGAGAAUGAGAGUAAAUAAAGAAGAUCGAGAAGAGCAACCAAGUGGAUUUGAGGCAGGCAGAAUAUAGCAGAGUAGAGUAGAGUAGAGGAAGUUAUAGCUGGUGAUGAUUGAAACUAAAAAGUUGUUAAUAUGGUUCAUAUGAAGAUAAAAAAGAUAAUCUCUAGAUCGUCACUCAUACUAGCAGCCCUAGUGUUUUUUGGGCUUUGUAUUAUCGACUUGAUAGACAUUAUCGUCAACUCAAAGACAUCAGAUGGAACUACAGCGUUAAAUACGUUUGUCAUAUUGGCGUCGUGCAUCAUAUUUAUAUUGUUGACGUUGUUUCUAAUUAGCUAUCGGUUGUUCAAUUUGAGGCAGUUGUUUCAAGAUAUUCCCAAGAGAUACAUUCCAAUAAGCGAGGGAGAUUUACCAGCUUAUGUGUUGGAAAAGAUCAAUGACACAUUGGAUACCAGUCAAGAGGUUUAUAAUCUGAUCAUCAAGCCAGAGAAAACGAUACAAAACGAUGGGGUGUCAAAUCCAUUGGUUAAUAACAUUUACUUGGAAGAUAGUGCAGAGAUAAUAACAGAUGUGGUACCCAAGAGUUUAGUUUAUGAAGAUGUAAUAAAAUCGAUUGGGGACCGAUUUAAAUUCAAAGAACUAAUCAAAGAUUGCAAUAAGAAAAACAAGAAAAAGAAGAAUAAUAAUAAUAUUAAUGAAGAAAUAUUUGAGAAAUUGAAGAAUCUAUCAUUUCGAGAAAUAUUGUUAUACAUCAAUGAUAACGAUGAUAACAAUGAUAAUGGGAAUGAUAAGAGAGUGAAUGAAAAAAUAAUUAAAGAAUUGAUUGAAAAUUAUGAAAGAUUGAGAUUUUCUAAUAAACCAAUUAGUCAAAGAGAUUUUUUGAGAUUUUUAGAAUUAUUAGUUGACUUUUCAAAGAUUAACAGUAUUUUCUAUAAAAUAUCAAACUACAAAAAUACCGAAGCAUAUGGUGGCCAUGAUGGUGAUAAUAACGAUAACGAUAACGAUAACGAUAAUAAUAAUAAUAAUAAUAAUAAUAAUAAUAAUAAUAAUAAUGAUAAUGAUAACGAUAAUGAUAAUGGUAAUAACAAUAGUAAUCGUGGCAAUUUUGGCAGCAAUAGCUACAGCUUGCUCAAUCCCUAUGGCGACAAUCAGAUGGAGACCAGCUCGUCGUUGGUGCUCUCAGACUCGCUCAUGACGACAUACUCCAGCGACUGUCCCAUCAACAGCCCCAACAACACUCAGGCGACCUUCAGCAAGAUCUUCUCCAAACCAGGCUCCACCCUCAGAAACCUCUCGCUCCCCAGAUUCGCCACACACAGCCGCGCCACAGAGCCUGAUGGCAGUGACGCGCCACGACCAAGCACCAGUACGACACGCAUACACGUGCCCACCGCCACGCGUCGCACACGCAGUCUGCAGACCUCUAGCAUGCAGACCCUGAAUCUCCAGGAGACCCUCGAGAGCACCGACUCCGAGGACGUGGACGUGGCAACGUACUUCCCGCACCUUGCCGCGCACUAGCACGUGUGCUUAGCUCAGCGCUAUAACUAGAGGACCAAUCAGCGAGCGGCGUUUGGGUCUGUGCUGCAACAGGCGGCGGGGUGCGCAGAGGCCGUUUUAAGUUGUGCGCCAGAACUCAGGAGUAGUGAAAAAAAAAGAUAUAUAAGAAGCCCAAGCAAUGACUUUUUUUUUGCAUUCGCUUUCUCUCAACUCCACGA